AUGGAUGAUAAGUUUAAUACAACAUAUAUAACCUUUGAUGGUUAUGUACAAAUUCACAAAUACAGGUAUCUCUAUUUUAUACUGAUGGUUACACUUUAUGUUUUAAUAAUCUGCACUAAUUCCACUAUUGUGUACCUGAUCUGGAUUCACCAAAACCUUCAUGAGCCGAUGUACAUUUUCAUUGCAGCUUUGUCAAUGAAUUCUGUUUUAUUCAGCAAUGUCAUUUACCCAAAAAUCUUUGUUGAUGUUUUGUCAGAGAGACAGAUCAUACCUUACUCAGCUUGUCUGUUUCAGUGGUUUUUAUGCUAUUCUUUAGGUCUUUCAGAUGUCUCAAUAUUGGCAGUGAUGGCCUAUGACAGAUAUGUGUCUAUAUGCAAACCUCUACAACAUCCACUUAUCAUGAAGAAAUCCACCGUCACUGUUUUACUGCUUUCAGCUUGGCUUGUGCCUGCUUGUCACAUGCUGGUUAUAAUAGCGCUGAGUGCAGACAGAAAACUCUGUAGCUUCAGUCUGAAUGGCAUUUAUUGCAAUAAUUCAGUUUUCAAACUUCAAUGUGUGAGUUCAAGAGUGCUGUCUGUGUUUGGUGUGGUUACUUUGAUGAAUGGGGUCAUUUUUCCUCUUCUCUACAUACUUUUCACUUACGCAAAGAUAAUUAAAGUAACCUACAAAAGCAGGGGAGAUGUCAGGAAAAAGGCUGCAGAGACUUGUAUUCCUCACCUGCUGAUUUUAAUCAGCUGCACUUCUCUGGCUGUAUAUGAGACCACCAUAGCGAGAGUGGAAUCAGAUUUUUCAAAAACGGCACGUUUGAGUUUACAAGCUGCUUUGUAUCAGCCUCUAAUCAAUCCAAUUAUAUAUGGACUAAAAAUGAAAGAAAUCUUUAAACAUAUCAAGAAGAUGUUCUGCUCUGUUAAAGUGAAAUAA
Acanthochromis polyacanthus (spiny chromis) is the source of this 921-nucleotide messenger RNA. RefSeq names its product olfactory receptor 11A1-like. Gene Ontology annotation, biological process: G protein-coupled receptor signaling pathway. The coding region runs from base 1 to 921 and encodes 306 amino acids. Gene Ontology annotation, cellular component: membrane. The transcript has a single exon. Gene Ontology annotation, molecular function: G protein-coupled receptor activity; olfactory receptor activity. Lineage: Eukaryota; Metazoa; Chordata; Actinopteri; Pomacentridae. The record is from RefSeq and is a predicted model, not a curated record.